Sporothrix schenckii 1099-18 is the source of this 1863-nucleotide messenger RNA. RefSeq lists its product as uncharacterized. Gene Ontology annotation, molecular function: hydrolase activity, hydrolyzing O-glycosyl compounds. The record is from RefSeq and is a predicted model, not a curated record. NCBI's taxonomy places the organism in Eukaryota, Fungi, Ascomycota, Sordariomycetes, Ophiostomatales, Ophiostomataceae. Bases 1 to 1863 code for a protein of 620 amino acids. The transcript has a single exon.
AUGCCAUCUUUUCGCGCUUUGGCAGCCGCCGUCCUUCUGCUCGUCCCCGGCUGCGUCCGGGGGGCGGCCGUCAACUCGAACCCGGGCAACAGCCACGCUCACGGUGGUGGUCACGGUGGUGGCAAAGGCGGUGGUCAGCGGAACGGCAACGUGACGCACUGCGGCACGGAUUUUUGCACGUGGUGGCACACGACCGGUGAGAUCAACACGUGGACGCCGGUGAAGCCGGGAAAUGUGCGCCAGUCGCACCGCUACUCAGUCGAGGUCAGCCCGGCCGGCGCCAACACCUUCUACGACUCGUUUGUCUACGAGGCCAUCCCGCGCAAUGGCAACGGCCGCAUCUACGCACCGACGGAUGCGCCCUACAGCAACACAUUGAGCGCCACCGUCGAUGACGGAAUCUCCAUCGAGCCGUCCAUCGGGCUCAACAUGGCGUGGUCGCAGUUCGAGUACAGCCACGAUGUGGACGUGCGCAUCACCACCAUCGACGGCUCGACGCUGGGCGGCGCCGGCAGCGUGACCAUCCGGCCGACGGCAGACAACCUCGCCAUGCGCGACGGCGGCGAUGGCAGCGUCAUCAUCCGCGUGCCAGCAGCAACCAAUGGCUACCGCUUCUCCGUGGAGUUUGCCAACGAUCUGUACAGCUUUCGGUCCAACGGCUCCGACUACGUGACGUCGGGUGGUAGCGUCGUGGGGGUUGAGCCGACAAACGCGCUGGUCAUCUUUGCCAGCCCGUUCCUGGCCGCCAGCGACGUGCCCAGCAUGACGGCCGCCAACACGCACACGAUGACGCCGGGCCCCAUCAACAACGGCGACUGGGGCAACAAGUCCAUCCUGUACUUUCCCCCGGGCGUGUAUUACAUGAACCAGGACCAGUCCGGCAACGUGGGCAAGCUCGGCUCCAACCACAUGCGCCUGGGCAGCAACACGUACUGGGUGCACUUUGCGCCGGGCGCGUACGUCAAAGGCGCCAUCGAGUACUUUACGACCGCGGCCCAGUUCUACGCGACAGGCCACGGCGUGUUGUCUGGCGAGAACUACGUGUACCAGGCGAACGCGGCCGAGGACUACGUGGCCGUCAAGAGCGACACGACGUCCCUGCGCAUGUGGUGGCAUAACAACCUCGUGCGUGGCCAGACGUGGACGUGCCAAGGGCCAACGAUUGCGGCACCGCCGUUCAAUACCAUGGACUUCAAUGGCAACAGCGACGUCAGCAGCCGCAUCAGCAACUACAAGCAAGUCGGUGCCUUUUUCUUCCAGACCGACGGCCCCGAGAUCUAUGCCAACAGCAUCGUGCACGACGUCUUCUGGCACGUCAACGACGACGCUCUCAAAAUAUACUACUCCGGCGCAUCCGUGUCCCGCGCCACCAUCUGGAAGGGCCACAACGACCCCGUCAUUCAGAUGGGCUGGACCGUGCGCAGCAUCAGCGGCGUCACCAUCGACACCCUCAACGUGAUCCACGCACGCUACAGCAAGUCCGAGACGGUCGUGCCGUCGGCCAUCAUCGGCGCCUCCCCGUUUUACGAGGACGGCAUGACCGUCAGCCCCAACGAAUCCAUCUCCAUGUCUGUGUCCAACAUUGUCUGCGAGGGCCUGUGUCCCGCGCUGAUGCGCAUUACGCCGCUGCAGAGCUACACCAACUUCAAGGUGACCAACGUCUCGUUCCCCGACGGCCUGCAGACCAACAGCAUUGGCAUCGGCGAGAGCCUCAUCCCCGCUGCGAGCGGCGUCACCAUGGACUUGAUCAUCUCCAACUGGACCGUCAACGGCACCAAGGUCACCAUGUCCAACUUUGGCAGCGCCGAUCUGGGCCAAUUUAACAUUGAUGCCAGCUACUGGGGUGAAUGGGAGAUCGUCUAA